CCAUUAUUUUGAGAUAUCAAUAAGUUUUUUAUUGUACAAAAAUAUGGCAAUGUAGGCGUAAUUUUAUUUAAAGCCAUAUUUUUAUACUACGACAAAUAUUUCUGACUUUUAUCCCAUCCGCCAGCCAACAUUUAUUUUACAAUCAAUUUAUUAAUUUGUUACUGUAGCUUUUUAUUAUUGCCAUUGCAUGAGAAUCACUUGUACGGACUAUGUCAACUUUUUGGAACAGGAAAAUAUUAAAAUUUAGAGUACGUUUAUAAAACAGUGUUUUCUCUUAAAGAAAACAUUUUUUUUUGGAUUUCCACAUGGCUGAUUUGUUGCUGAAAAACGCCUACUCGAAAAUCUCCCAUUCCCUGAACAUCGUGGCGCACACUAUGAGUGUGAAAAUAAAUAAGGUCCGCCCACAGUCAUGGAAGCCUGCAAUAAGCGAGAAAAUAAUUGAUGAGCAGCAAAAGAGAGCGAUUACAACUCCUGCCAGGUUUGAGAACUCACGUUCCCAACACGAUCUCCGCGAAAGUGAGUACAUUGCGGAUAAUAUGCUCAUGAAGGGAGAUGGAGAUCCAGCAUCGUAUAACACUUUUUUCCAACCAGUAAAAGAGUCUAAGUCUGAAAUCAGUACACCUUCGGUGAGCACCCCAGCAGAAGAAAGUCUGCUGUCCUUUUCCGUCUUAGAGGAGGAAUUCGGGGAAUUGACGAUAGCUGCUACCAGAAGGACUUCGAGUGCUCUUUCUAAUGAUGAUCGAUACACCCCUAGUAUCCUUUCCCUUGGUGGAGAUAUCCCUCCAAGCAGAUCAAGAAGUAGAGGAAGCAGUUUUAUGACAAAGCCUUUAAUGAAUUACUUUCCUGAUAAAACUCCGAGCCCUGUGAAAGAAGAAGUGCAGUUGCCAAUGCCUGAGCAGAAAUUGGAGGAGAGUUGGUCUUCCCUUGAUAUUUUUAAUCAAAAGCACCGUGGCAGGAUUUCUAAACGAGCCGAAGACCCACAGAUCAAAUUUAACGAGUUUGAACACAGCUAUGGAAGGUCGUCAGCUUCCCCUAAGUCGAAUGAAGAUUUCAUUAUUCCCGAAUUGCCGUCUGGACAACACCUCGUCCUAGACAUCACUUCGACUUGGGGGGACCGGCAUUACGUCGGGCUGAACGGCAUCGAGAUCUUUUCUAUAACAGGAGAACUAGUCCAGAUCGCUCGGAUUACAGCAGACCCUGCAGACAUCAACGUCCUUCCUGAAUAUGACAAGGACCCAAGGGUUGUGGAAAAUAUUCUAGACAGGGUCAACAGGACAAGGGAUGAUAUGCAUCUCUGGCUCACUCCUUUUACCGAAGGGAGUCAUCAUUAUGUACGAAUACUGAUGGAACAUGUACAAACUAUCGCAAUGAUUAGAAUUUGGAAUUAUAACAAGUCUAGAAUUCACUCUUACAGAGGAGUAAAAGACAUGGUGAUUACACUCGAUGGAGUCAAGAUAUUUCAAGGAGAAAUUGCGAGAGCAUCUGGUGGAAUUUUAGGUGGCACUGAUGCAUUUGGGGAUACAAUUUUAUUUACAACUGACGAAGAAAUACUUGAAAGAGUAUCAAGGCAUGAUGAUUCAUAUGAAAGUGUGAUGAAUGAGGUGGUCGAGCCGGUCAAACCGACGCAGCCAGAAAGACCGCUGACUGCUGAUAUAGGGGACGUCCGGCCUCUCACGUGUCCCGGUCUUGUGAAACCUGAGUCCAACAGGGUCUGCGUUGGCGCUGUCAUAUGUCUGAAAUCUCUUUCGCUCAAACUCACUAGCACAUGGGGUCUGAAUACGAUCGGUUUGACAGGCGUUAGCGUUUUAGGCGAGACGGGUGAGCCUCUGCCGAUUUUAAGCCUCCUGAUUGAAAAUUCUCCUGAGCAAAAACAUAUCAAAAGACUUAAUGAUGGUGUAAAUGAGACAACGGAUAAGAGGCACAUGUGGAGGAUAGACUUCAAAAAGACUUCACUCACUAUACGUAUAAAUAUAAGUGUACCCGUACAUAUAUCCGCCAUCGUAAUAUGGAAUUAUAAUGAAAAUGAAGAGAUGAGCUAUGCUGGAGUUAAAACGAUGAGCAUUUACAUUGAUGAUAAAAUGGUAUGUGGGGAUGUUCUAGUCAGGAAAGCUCCUGGGCAUUGCCAUUAUAAAAUAGCCCAGAAAAUACCUUUAAUAAAACCUCCUGAAACAAAUUACAAACCUGUUGACAAUCUGAUGAAGUCCCUAUUAAAUUCAAGAGGCCCUAUGAAUUUUGAAGAGUACGAGCCACCAGAAAUGCCAUCAGGAUUUGUCUUUCAAUUCCAAUUGUUGUCGACAUGGGGAGAUUCUUAUUAUAUAGGGCUCAACGGGAUAGAACUUUACGACAUGAAUGGAAUUGCCAUUCCGAUUUCUGAGACAAAUAUCGGCGCUUAUCCUUCGAGUGUAAAUAUUCUCGAUGGGAUAGAGGACGAUGUGAGAACGCCAGACAAGCUCCUUGACGGUAUAAACACUACAACGGAUGGAAGGCAUAUGUGGCUUGCGCCGAUAUUGCCAGGGAUUAUCAAUACAGUCUAUAUAACAUUCGAUACCCCAACAACUGUAUCAAUUAUAAAACUUUGGAAUUAUGGUAAAACCCCGAAUAGAGGAGUUAAAGAGUUUGGGAUCUUAGUGGAUGACUUACUGGUUUACAAUGGUAUUCUUGAAGCAACCAAUGGAAGUGAAAAUGUGCCACACCGGACGGUAAUAUUUUCAAGAGACAAGGAAUUUACCAAGAAAUAUACAAAUGAUAAUUCAAGGAUAAGGAAUUCUAUUGACUCAAGCAGGGUAUCUAUAAUAUCAGCAGAUCAAUCAAAACGACCAUUCACAUCUUUACAAAUCCCAGUUGACUAUUCUAGGAGUAAAAGUGUUUUAGAUUUCUAGGCUUAACUCGAAAGCCAUAGCUAUUCUCCUGUCAAAAUAGAAAAAAACCAACAGUCGGAUAAACAAAUACCCCACUCUCUCUCUAUCCUCCUCUUCCUUUUUAUCCAACGAAGCUACCAAUAAACACACGAGAACAUGAAAUGUUAAUGAAACAUAAGUUGAGUGGCUUCUUUACCAUACUAUUGUAAAAUGUACAAGUUGUUAAUAA
Molecule: messenger RNA, 3087 nt
Organism: Cimex lectularius (bed bug)
Lineage: Eukaryota; Metazoa; Arthropoda; Insecta; Hemiptera; Cimicidae
Product: protein KIAA0556-like
Exons: 16
Coding region: 306-2879 (857 amino acids)
Source: RefSeq, a predicted model, not a curated record